Bactrocera latifrons is the source of this 1947-nucleotide messenger RNA. RefSeq names its product probable cytochrome P450 12e1, mitochondrial. Bases 144 to 1745 code for a protein of 533 amino acids. NCBI's taxonomy places the organism in Eukaryota, Metazoa, Arthropoda, Insecta, Diptera, Tephritidae. Gene Ontology annotation, molecular function: heme binding; iron ion binding; monooxygenase activity. The transcript is spliced from 6 exons. The record is from RefSeq and is a predicted model, not a curated record.
CGAAUCAGUAAGCUUGCAAAAGCGAUCGGUGCUACAUCUGGAUAGGUGAACGGGUUCGGAGAUAUCUAUAAAAUUGUUUGCAUAUCAAACUUUUUUAAUUAUUAUUAGAAGUUUGAUUAAUUAUUAACAACAAAACACAGGAAAUGUUGUCGCGACAUCUAAUCAAAUAYGAUGCAAUUGUGGGGUAUACGUUGACGUCAACAGCUUUAAGAGGGUAUGCGACASUUGUGGAACAGACGCAGAUAAAUGAAAGGGCGGCUGCUCCGAACGACUUGGAAAAUGCGCGUCCAUAUUCAGAGCUGCCAGGACCAAGCAAGUUUGAAAUGAUUCGUGGAUUUYUACCAGGAGGGAUUUUUUACAAGAAAACAUUUAUUGAAGGAAUGACCGAUAUGACAAAAAAAUAUGGCGACAUUUAUCGAUUUCCCGCCAUGUUUGGCAGACCAGAAAUGGUUUUGAAUCUUAAUCCAAACGAUUAUCCCAUAAUAUUUCGAAAUGAGGGUAUUUGGCCUGAACGGCGUUCUUUCGAAGCCUUCAUUUAUCACCGUAAGGUGCACAGAGAGGAUUUUUUUCGCGGCGUGAGUGGACUAUUGACCACAACUGGCGAAGAAUGGGCAAAAAUUCGUACUGCCGUUAAUCCGGUGCUAAUGCAACCUAGAAAUGCCAAACUCUACUUAAACACUUUAUURGAAGUCAAUGACGAAUUUCUCGAAAGAAUACGUCACAUCCGCGAUCCUUUGACACUCGAAGUUCCCGAUGACUUUCUUGAUGAUAUUAAUCGUCUCACUUUAGAAGGCGUGAUAGGUAUUGCACUAAAUACCCGUUUAGGGAUGAUACAUAGAAAUCGGGAUAAUCCAGAUAGUAAACUAUUUUUGAAAGAAGUUCGUAGUUUUUUCGAUUUAACAGAAGAGAUAGAAAUCAAGCCAUCUAUUUGGAAAAUUAUCAAAACACCGAAGUUCCGUCAACUGAUGAAAACAUUGGAUACGCUUACAGCAUUGUGCAAUAAAUAUAUUGAUGAGGCGCUAAAACGAAUAGAUUCGGAUAAUGAGGGGAAUUUGACCUCAGAAGAAAAUAAGGAGAAGAGUGUUUUAGAGAAACUAUUGAAAAUUGAUCGCAAAAUUGCUGUGGUUAUGGCUUUAGAUAUGAUGAUGGCUGGCGUUGACACAACAAGUUCCACCUUAACGGGCAUAUUAUUUUGUAUCGCYAAAAAUCCAGACAAACAACAGAAACUAUUCGAGGAACUCAAAACCAUUUUACCAAAUAAGGACUCUCGCUUAACUAUCGAGAAUAUGAACAAUCUUCCUUAUCUGCGCGCYUGUAUUAAGGARGGYAUGCGCUAUCAUCCCAUAAUUGCCGGCACUAUACGUCGUCUGCCGAACGAUGUUGUGCUGAGUGGAUAUCGUAUACCGGCAGGUAUUGAUGUUUCGGUUAGUUCCAAUUUGCUGUUGCGCAAUGAAAAAUUUGUAGAAGAGCCAAAUAAAUAUAUACCAGAGCGUUGGCUGCGUAAUGACACAGAGGGUAARAAAUAUCAACUCAGCAACCCUUUUCUAUUUCUUCCCUUCGGCUUUGGUCCACGUAGUUGCGUGGGCAAACGAAUUGUGGACCUAGAGUUGGAGGUCACUUUGGCACGUUUGGUGCGCAAUUUCAUGAUAGAAUUCAAUUAUUCAACGGACAAUGCUUUCUUACCGAAAAUGGUAUUCAUACCAGCUAUACCACUUAAAUUCAAAUUCGACGAAAGAAAAGAGUGAAGCAACGGGUAUUAACUGAUAAAACAAUUAUAGGCUCACGGGUUUAUGAAAAUAUAAAUUGUUUAUAAGUGGUAACCAAGAAAAUUAGGUAAUUGGAUUGAUUGGCCGAUAAGAGUACUCUUGUAAAAAUAAAAUAUAAAUAAGUACUUGUACUGUCGUGGGUUCACAAAAUAGAUUAAAUAUAUGCAAACAAAAAAGAAAA